This is a messenger RNA of Oncorhynchus masou masou (cherry salmon), 3060 nucleotides long. Its product is annotated as caprin-2-like. The coding region runs from base 8 to 2830 and encodes 940 amino acids. Gene Ontology annotation, molecular function: signaling receptor binding. Gene Ontology annotation, biological process: positive regulation of canonical Wnt signaling pathway. NCBI's taxonomy places the organism in Eukaryota, Metazoa, Chordata, Actinopteri, Salmoniformes, Salmonidae. Gene Ontology annotation, cellular component: cytoplasm. The transcript has 20 exons. The record is from RefSeq and is a predicted model, not a curated record.
ACUGAACAUGGUGCAGCUUUCUCCAUCCCCAGCCCAAGAUGUCUCGCCUUCACCUGAGUGCUCUGAGAAGGGGAGGCAGGGGAGCCCCAAGAUUGGCUCCCCUGGUGGACUGAGUCCUCUCCAGCUGGCCCUGGCAGCCUCCACCACCAUUUACCAGGGCUACGAGAGUUACAUCGAGGACGGCCUCAUCUGCCUCAAGCACAAGAUCCGCAACCUGGAGAAAAAGAAGAUUAAAUUGGAAGACUACAGGAAGCGUUUGAAACACGGGGAAUCACUCAAUCAAGACCAGAUAGAUGCAGUGGAGAAGUAUGACGAAGUGAUCCACAACCUGCAGUUUGCCCAGGAGCUGCACAAGACCCUUGGUGGCCUAACACAGGAACUGCUAAAGGCCCAGAAGAAGGCGUUGAGGAAGGAGCAGAUGGUCAAGCAGGAGGUUGAGAGGAGAAGGCUGUGCAUAGUGCUGCAGGUUAAGUUCCUCCUGCAGACCCUGCUGCAGCACGAGCACAUCAGGAAGGACCUCCUCUCUGCCCGCAACCCCCAGCUCAAGGUUGCAGAGCUACAUAGCCUGCUUGAGCUUGCUGAACUACUGGGGGUGAAGAGGGACAACAAUGUGAGUUUGGAGGAUCAGAUGGACAGAGCAGCCCUGGUCUACCUGGACCUGCUGGAGGGGAAAAAUAAAGCUGUAGCCGGAACCACCUACAAGGUCCUGAAGGCUAAGUUGGCGACGCUGAUGGAUUGUGGGUACUUUGAUUGUCUACCGCCACCACCGAGCAAGAGUCCCAAGGAAGUGGAGGUUCCCAUGACAAAGACGGUGUCUGAAACAGCCAGCCUCUCUACCCUAAUGAUGUCAAACAAAAAAGACGUGCCUAGCAGAGAGUUUCUUAACAGACACUACCUGCCUGACACAGACCCCAAUGGGUGUCGAGACGCUCCCGUUACUCCGAACUGGAAGGCUGAGUUCCAGGCUAUGAAAGAACAGGAGCCACCGGACUCAUGGGAUAUGGAGUCCGACUCCACUCAGCCUGUAAUCCAGAAACCAUGGAGAGGGGCGGCUGUGUUAAUCUCCAAAGUUCCAGUUACCUCCAAGAAACAAAAUGCCGAACCCAAACAGAGAAGAGUGAAGUCCAAAAGUGAGCGGGACGCCACAGCUGCACUUCGUAUGGACACUCCUGUGGAGGUGUUCAACUCCCAGUCUUCCUUGCCCAAGGACCCCAUCCUGCGCAAACAGCAGCUGGAGGACCUGAUGACCAAGAUCAGAGGCUCCUUCAGCUUCAUGCAGGAUUCUCUUCUGGAUGGAGAAGGAUCACCCACUAACGGCCAUCCUAGACUGGGCCGGCAUACCUCUGGAUCCCCCUCUCCACUCGUACAGAGAGAUUCGAGGAGAAGCCCAGUGGACCUUCUCCCCAAAACACUGCAUUCCACUCCAUUGCUUUCUAAACUCCUCCCUGUUGAUGACGAACCCAGUCUGACCAAUGGAGACGGGGGUUGUCUAGAGAGCUGUGACCUGGACCUGACUACAGAGGACCUGGCUCACGUCAUAGCCAUUGAUCCAUGUCUGCUGCUGUCUGAGAGUGAGACUGCCUGCCUCUCUCCUCCAGCUCCUCCUCCCCUCUACCGUAGGGAGUCCUCCAUCUCCAUCACCCUGGACGAGAAGACAUCUGCUCGGACUCCCAUCUCUGAAUCCGGUAAGCAAUCUCCCUGUAACGGGGUGGUGCCUCCUUGUACCCCCACCCAAGGGCAGCCCUUUUCAACCCCUCCCAGCAGACGUACACUCACCAUGGCGCCCCCUGUUCCCUUCCAGACCAUGCAUUCGGUCUUCAAGGUGAACGCCCCCUUACUUCCGACUGUAGACUUUAAAUCCGAUAUUAUCCCCUAUUCGGACUCCAACGGCCUGUGCUAUGUCACCACCAGCACCCAGACCCCACCGGAGUUUGCUCCGUCGGAGGACGAACAACUACAGUCGGUGAACCAGUCUGAAUGUCUGGUAGGUAGUGGUGGGCAGAUCUUCCUGUCCCCUGGCCAAUCGGGUGGCACCAUGGGCCGUUCUGACCAAUCAUACUACAGAGGAUCUGUUAGAGGUAUUGCACGUGGUGGCAAGGGGCUGGCACACUCCUACUUUCGCUCUUCUGGUGGGCACAGAGGAGGAAGCUUCAUCCCCCAGGCUCACCUGUACGGAGCUCGGGACAUUGGCUACCAACACAGCUACAGGCGCGGUGGUGGCAAUACAGGACAAAGGCACAAUAAUAGUGGUUGGAGUGACUCUUCCCAGGUGAGCAGCCCAGACCGGGAGGGCAACUACUCCCUGGUGGACUCCGCCCACGGUGACUCGCUGCAGGGUGUUGGCAUGGACCUCACCACCCAGGUGACCCCUCAUGCCCCCCACACCCUGAUGCACGUACCCAUGUACCCGCUCCACCAGCAUCCCCAGCCCCUCCGUGUGGCCUUCACAGCAGCCCGCACAGCCAACUACACCCCGGGCACCCUGGACCAGCCCAUUGCCUUUGACCAGCUCCACAGCAACCUGGGGGAAAUGUUCAACACCAACGUGGGUCGUUUCACCUGCCCAGCCAAUGGCACCUACGUCUUCCUCUUCCACAUCCUCAAGCUGGCGGUCAACGUGCCGCUCUACGUCAACCUCAUGCGCAACGACGAGGUGAUGGUGUCUGCGUACGCCAACGACGGGGCUCCGGACCACGAGACGGCCAGCAACCACUCCAUCCUGCAGCUGUACCAGGGAGACCAGGUGUGGCUGCGGCUGCACCGCGGCUCCAUCUAUGGCAGCAGCUGGAAGUACAGCACAUUCUCUGGCUUCCUGCUCUACCAGGACUGAGCUAUUGGCCUCAUGAGCCAACAUGGAGGAUACAGGUGGAGGAGAGACUAUUGCUUUGCACUAAAAAGGGGAAACUGACAUUUUCCAUUUCAUGUGGCAGACUGCAUAUCCACCCAGUGCUGGGUUCAUUGCCUACCCCAGUCCUGGAGUGUAUGGGGUGUGUUCAUUGUUCAAACCUUUCAGGAUCACCCUUUUGUUUACCCUGAAAAUUGCAACCACUAACUACAUCC